GGUACUUCCAGUUAAGCAAGUCAAAAUGGUAGGAAAAACAAGCUGUGCUUUUUCUAUGUAUGCAACUAAGACUGAAUAUGCACGUUUAUUUUGCUUGGGGAUAUAAAAGUACAGCAAGUCAUUUUCUGAAAGUACUACCUUUAUAUAAUGCUUGUAUUGUCAAGAUUCUUCUUCGGCUGUCUGUAUGUGAAGGUUUAGUCGCUGGAUUCUCUUUUGUCUGGCAUUUUGGAGCACCCUAACUCCACCGGUCAUAACGACAGCAAAAGCACAUGCCUUAAGAAAAUCUUGCUAAAAUACACUGGAGACGCGAUGAGAUUCCUUGUAAGUUUAGGAAUGAAUCCGGCUGCUGUAGCAUACAGUAUGACCACAGUAGGAGCUGGGAUGAUGAACAGCAUUUUCAGCUUCUAUUACGUUAAACUUUUCUUGAGCAAGUACAAGAUAUCCGAAGGAGAUUUCCAUCGGUCACAGGUGAUCUACAUGAUCUGGAACGCUAUAAAUGACCCACUCUUUGGAUACAUCCAGGACAAUUCCCGACUGCCCUGCUGCUCCCAGCGCAGACUGUCUAUCCUGUACGGCGCGCCUCUGUACUGCCUGGCCUUCCUGAUCGCUUGGUUCCCAUGGCGAACCUAUUCAGCGGGCGACUGGCUGAGCGGCCUGCACCUGUCGGUGGCUCUGUGCGCCUUCGACGGCCUGCUGACCUUCGUGCUGCUGGCGCAGUGCGCCCUCUUUGCUGAGAUUUCGGCCCGGCACCAGAGCCGCCUGCAGCUCGUGCAGUACAGCCAGGGGGCCUCCCUGCUGGGCUCCUCUAGCGUGCUCUUUUGCAGCCUGCUGUCUCAUAACAUGGAGGAUUUUGGGGCCUUUCAGGGUGUGACUGUUCUGGUGGCAGUCGUGGCCUGCUGCUGUAUGCUCUACACUGGUUUCCAUAGCGACAGUCGCUACGACACCCGGAAUGGUGCAGAUGAGGGCGGGGCUUCUUCACGACCUGGCCCCGCCCCUGCGCUCUCCCUCACCGCCAUUGGCUCCAUGACCUGGCAGAUCGUCUCCCAGAGGGACUUCCAGUUGUUUGUGAUCAUGAACUUUUUCCAGGUCUUCAUGGUGGCUUUCUGCAAUAACUUCACUCUGAUAUUUGCGGAACACCUCAUCCCUCAGGACGCCCUGUCCUCAACAGCUAAGAGCAUUUUGUACGGGGCUGGUUUCAUCUGCCCCCAGAUUCUGGUGCUGAGUUCCCAGAGGCUGCUGCAGAGCCUGGGGUAUUACAGGCUGAUCCUGCUAUCUUUUUACCUGGAAGCAGGGGCUGCCUUGGUCAUGCUCCUGCUCGGGCAGAGCCACUACUACAUCCUGGCCGUCUUCAUCAUCUGCAACAUGGUCCUGGUUCAGGCCACUUUCAAUCUGUUUAACUUGCCCCUGGCAGACAUCAUAGACUUGGAUCUUCACACUUACAAACGCAGCUCGCCUCUGUCCUCCAUGGUGUUUGGCACCAACGCCCUCUUCACGAAGCCCGCCCAGUCCCUGGCACCCAUGCUGGUGGUGACUCUGCUCAACAAGUUCGGUUACGAGGACCUGAAGGACGUAAGCGCCGUGGCGGACCCCAGCUCCCUGCAGAUGCUCCACGGUGCCAUGUUCCGCUUGGUCUGCCUGCUGCCCCUGGGUGUCGCCCUCUUGCAGUCUUUUGUGUGGAGACCUUUCUCCAUCAGAGACAGCCACACAGUAGAUGCCAAGUACGCCGAAACCUGAGCCGCUCAACACCGUAGGGAUGUCAACUUUGGGAAAAUGUGGGACGUAUAUGAAUCACGAUAAACUAUUAGUGAAGGCAUCUCAUGUAGUGCCAAGCGAGCUUUAGCCAUGUGCUUCUGGAAUUCCCUAAACUAACCAAUCACAGUGGACCUAACCAUGAGAUUUAUUCUUAACUUUUGUUACUCAUAGAUCUUUUUCAAACUGAAAUCUUUGAUUUAUGUGCCUCUGACUAAGCACUGAGUAAAACCACAUUGCUAUUUGAAUAGAAUUUAUUAUAGAAAAAAUAAACAUUUAAUUGUUUUACUA
This is a messenger RNA of Paramormyrops kingsleyae, 2040 nucleotides long. It is a transcript of the gene mfsd13al, whose product is annotated as major facilitator superfamily domain containing 13a-like. Lineage: Eukaryota; Metazoa; Chordata; Actinopteri; Osteoglossiformes; Mormyridae. The record is from RefSeq and is a predicted model, not a curated record.